GAUUUGCCUUCCUGAAGGAUUGCUUUAGGUUCCUUGGAGGAGGGAUUGGUAGUGAACUAAAGUGAGGUAGUUAUAGUAAAAUCUGUAACUCGGGAUCCCAGAACCAGGAUGAGCUGGGCUGAGGUAGUCAGGAGGUGGAUUGGCAGGACUGACUUAAAGUGGCCUUUGUUUUUUCUGGAUGUUAAAAUCCUAAGGCUAAGUCCGUAUGGUUUGGAAUGUGGUUUGUAGAAGGUUGGGAAGUUCAAGUAGGGAGCAUACCUCAGAUUGUUCCAUUUACCAUGGAAGUAUUAACUUGCACAUGAUCUUGUACAGCUGCUUCCUACCAUGAAAAUGUCUUUGAGCUCAUGCAUUUGUAAGGCAUGGCAACUGGGUGAAGAGAAGGAAUUCCUUUAGAGAGCAUCUGAAGCCCAGUCAGAUGUGGAAAGCACAGUAGGGUCUCAGAAACAUGAAGGCCUUCAGACUUGCCUACUAAUACUGCCACUUGUAUUAGAUAACCAAGCAAAAGAUGAGCCUCCUUUAUGGACUGCAGUCUACCAGGAGAAAUCAGUUUCUCUCUGGAGUGAAUAACCUGGCCAUCAGGAGGCAGUGGACCCCACCAGCAAGCUGUCCACUGGCACCACGGCUCCGAGCAGUAAACACAUACUGGGGACUGAACACAUACUGGGGUCAUUGUCAUUCAGUGACCUUACUGCCCAGAGACUUUCUUUUCUGUAGGACUCUCAAUAACAAAAAAUCAAGAUGCCUCUCAAGUGUCCAAAGCAAGGAAAUGGGGGUGCUUACCUACAGAUGUACUGUGUGGGGUGAUUCUGUUCUAAGACAAGGAGCAAGGAAAGUGGCGGGCGUUCCUGCUCUUGGAGUCUCCUGUUCUCCAAACUGUCCUGCCCGGAGUUUCCGCACGUCUGCACGGGUUCAGGCUGCCCCAGUCCCUCUCUUGCUGCUUAUUCUGAAACCAGUGCAAAAGCUCCUUGCUAUCAUCGUGGGCAGGGGCAUAAGGAAAUGGUGGCAAGCACUUCCCCCUAACAAGAAGGAGCUAUUUAAAGACAGCGUGAGGAAGAACAAGUGGAGGCUGCUUCUUGGUCUGAGUGCAUUUGGACUGCUCUUUGUAGUGUUUUAUUUCACUCACCUGGAAGUGAGCCCUGUCACCGGAAGGAGCAAACUACUGUUAGUGGGCAAAGAACACUUCAGGCUUCUGUCAGACCUGGAAUAUGAAGUAUGGAUGGAAGAAUUUAAAAAUAAUCUGCUGCCUGAGAGAGACCCGCGAUACCUGACUGUCAAAGAAGUGGUUUUUCAUCUGACACAAUGCAAUCAGGACGUCCCAGGGAUCUCGGACAUCAACUGGGUGAUUCACGUGGUUGACUCCCCAGCCGUCAAUGCCUUUGUGCUCCCAAAUGGACAAGUGUUUGUUUUCACCGGGCUCCUGAAUAGUGUGACUGACCUGCACCAGCUGUCCUUCCUCCUGGGCCAUGAGAUCGCACAUGCAGUCCUGGGGCACGCUGCAGAAAAGGCUAGCUUGGUUCAUUUACUGGAUUUCCUUGGUAUGAUUUUUCUCACAAUGAUUUGGGCCAUUUGUCCACGAGACAGCUUGGCAGUUUUGGGCCAGUGGAUACAGUCAAAGUUGCAGGAGUACAUGUUUGAUCGACCAUACAGUAGAACACUGGAGGCUGAAGCUGACAAAGUUGGACUACAGCUGGCUGCAAAGGCAUGUGUGGAUGUAAGAGCUAGUUCAGUGUUUUGGCAGCAGAUGGAGUUCUCAGAGAGUCUUCAUGGCUACCCCAAGUUGCCAGAAUGGCUGUCGACACAUCCUUCUCACGGGAACAGAGCUGAGUACUUGGACAGACUCAUACCACAGGCUCUCAAACUUCGGGAGGUCUGCAAUUGCCCACCACUCUCUGGACCGGACCCUCGGUUACUGUUCAAACUAACUGUGAAGCGUUUUCUUGAAGACUCGGAGAAAGAGGACAUAAACAUCACUGUCAAAAAGCAGAAAACGGAUGCUCUCCCCAUUCAGAAGCAGGAGCAGAUACCACUGACAUACGUACUUGAGAAAAGAACUGCAGGUUGAACUGAAGUGGGUGCAUCUUGGGUUCCAUGAGGAGCACAGUGAACCUUUUCCUUAUUAUGCAACUUUUAAAAAUGAUGUUUUCAAGGAAAAAAAAAUGAAUGUUCAAAGGCCAAGUCACUUAUAGAUAUUAUCUGGAUUUUUCUAGAUUUUUAUCUUUCAUGAAAUAUUAAUGUAUUUCAACCUAUUUUAAAAUACUGCCAAUGAGGAAAACGUCACAGAAUAAACUGAUGUUAUGCAUUUC
Molecule: messenger RNA, 2303 nt
Organism: Mus pahari (shrew mouse)
Lineage: Eukaryota; Metazoa; Chordata; Mammalia; Rodentia; Muridae
Gene: Oma1
Product: OMA1 zinc metallopeptidase
Exons: 9
Coding region: 506-2062 (518 amino acids)
Biological process (GO): protein quality control for misfolded or incompletely synthesized proteins; mitochondrial protein processing
Cellular component (GO): mitochondrial inner membrane
Molecular function (GO): metalloendopeptidase activity
Source: RefSeq, a predicted model, not a curated record